AUGAUAAUCCUCGAACCACUACAGCGGAGAACAGCACAGAGCUGCUAUGAGGAAGCACUUCGCCUUUCUCAGACAGAGGACGGUUCAGCAACGCCGACCCCGGCAGCCCCGGACGCUGUUGACACCGAGUAUCCUACUGAGAUCCGGAGAUACAUCAGGUCGAAUGGGCCACCCCCGGAGACCGUACUUGGUGAUGAAGGCUCCCUCGGCGAUUCGCUUGUGGCAGCGCCGGACGCUGUUGGCAUCGAGUAUCAGACUGAGAUCGAGAGAUGCUUCAGGUCUAAUAUGGCACUCCCAGACAUCCUACCCGUAAAUUCAGCAACGAGAGCUAGAGCGAGCCAGAAUGCUAUUAGUGAUAAACACUCCCUAUCCCAAGGAAAGGCGCCGAUCCGAAAGAGGUUUAACGCCCGGCAGCAGAACUGUAAAACGGCGAGCGUUGCAAAAUAUUGA
This is a messenger RNA of Thermochaetoides thermophila DSM 1495, 450 nucleotides long. RefSeq lists its product as uncharacterized. The coding region runs from base 1 to 450 and encodes 149 amino acids. The transcript has a single exon. NCBI's taxonomy places the organism in Eukaryota, Fungi, Ascomycota, Sordariomycetes, Sordariales, Chaetomiaceae. The record is from RefSeq and is a predicted model, not a curated record.